AUGUUGCAAUCUAAUGAGAUUCGCAACAAAACUUUUUCACAAGUAGAAACCACUGCAAGGUUGUUACCUCCAUUUAAUUUAUCUGCUUCCAAUCUAGCUAGAGCUCUGAGUUCAUCUCUAAAUGGAACCGAUUUAUCAUUCCCCGCUAUCCAAACAAAGGUUGCACCUGCAUUGUUUCUAGCAUUCUCAACUAUUCCACUGGUAUCACAAGUUUCAUAUGUAGGAUUAGAUGGUCUGGUGUUCUCAUUUUAUAAUGAUGAAGAUCAAACUCUUGCAGUAUUUUCAAACACUUCAUUUUCUUCAACGUGGUACACUCAGCCUGUGAACCGUGACACUGGGAAGCUAUAUGGACAAGCAAUUAGUUUAAACUCUAUGAUCACAGCGAAUACAAGUUGGUUUGAAAAAGCCUUGAACAGUACACUUGCGUAUUCUUCGCUAGAGACAGGUUGGAAUAAAGCUCAGGAUCUCCUAAUUCUCAACAGUGUUGCUAUAUAUGGAAGAGGAGUGAUCGCCAUUGGUUUUCCAGCACAAAUGAUCAUCAAUCACUUUCUUGGUAUAGACUUUCACAGUGGGGACUUUUCAUUGGCUACAGAUAAUGGACAAGUACUUGUGCAAACUAAUCUGCCAGGCACUCAAAUAGUCGUAUACAAUGGCACGGUCUCUGUGCAGCUUAUCAAACUAACUGGUGAUCGUGAAAAUGUUUCUGGUAACCAUUCAUGCAGGGCCAAUGAUGGCAAGCCGGGUUACUUUCAUAUGAAUAUUAUGGGAAUGAAGCACAUAUGCUACUGCUCAACACUUGAAUUUGCUGGAGUUCAAUCUGUAUAUAUGUUGGCUUUCCCCACAAAUGGAUUGGAAGGCAUGGUUCAAGGAAACAGCAAUCUAGUGCUCGCGUUUCUUGUAGUCAUGUUUGUUAUCAUAGUUGCCUCGCUUUGCAUUUUCUUGAUCUUAAUCUUAAGAGCUGCAAGAAGGGAAAUGUUCUUAUGUUCGGCACUCAUAAAGCAAAAGGAUUCAACUCAACAAGCAGAGCGCAAGAGUAUGAACAAAAGUCUUGCCUUUGCUAGUGCAAGUCAUGAUGUGCGAGCUUCUUUGGCAGCCAUUAUUGGUUUGAUAGAGCUCUGUCACGAAGAUGCCCCUCCGAAAUCUGAGUUGGCAGCCAACUUGGUACAGAUUAAUACUUGUACCAGGGACCUUCUAGGGAUACUAAAUUCUGUUCUUGAUACAACUAAAAUUGAAGCCGGUAAGAUGCAACUCGAAGAAGAAGAAUUCAACUUGGCCCAAGUUCUUGAGGACGUCGUUGACAUGUACUAUCCAAUUGGUAUGAAGAAAGGCAUAGAUGUUGUGCUCGACCCUUGUGAUGGCUCUAUUUUGAAAAUACAUCAUGUUAAAGGUGAUCGAGGGAAACUUAAACAGAUACUGUGCAACUUACUCAGCAAUUCUGUGAAGUUCACGUCAGAAGGUCACAUCUCAGUUCGUGCCAUAGUCAAGAAGACGAGUAAAGAAAAGGCCAUUAUUGCUUCUAAUCGUAAUGGUCUGUUGAAUUGUUUGUCAAGGUUGUGUUACAAGAAUAAUGGCAGUUUCAAUGCAUUGGACGACCUUCAUACAGUCCAACAAAAUCCUAAUUCUAUGGAGUUUGUGUUUGAGGUAGACGACACGGGCAAGGGAAUUUCCAAAGACAAGCAAAAAUCUGUUUUUGAAAACUUUGUUCAGGUUAAAGAAACAGCUCUCGGACAAGGAGGAUGUGGUUUGGGACUUGGUAUUGUUCAAUCUCUGGUCCGUCUAAUGGGAGGAGAAAUCAAAAUUGUUGAUAAAGAACAUGGUGAAAGAGGCACUUGUUUCAGAUUCAAUAUUUUCCUUGCAACACGUGAGCCUGAAUGUACUGAUAUUGAGGAACAUGGAAACUAUAUGCUAAAUAAUAGCCCUUCAAGUGAUAUUCAUCAACAUUUUGGGCGACUUGUUCGCUCCCCUGCUCCCAGAUCAGAGGGAUCCCAGGUUAUACUCCUACUUGCAGGUGAAGAACGUCGAAGAAUCUCAAAGAAGUGGAUUGAGAACCUAGGUAUAAAAGUGUCUGCUGUAAAGCAGGGCAAAGAAUUAUUUCAUGUUCUUGAGAAGAUAAAGCAAAAGUUGGACCUUUGCCAGUUCAGUUCUUCAGACAAAUCUGCAUCCAAUGACUCUAAUUCUGGUGCAAACGAUGGAGCUUCAGCCACCAAGGAUGGGUGUGAUCAUGCUGUGCCUCACUGCAAGAAAUCCAACUCUAGAAGUUCAUCAAAUUUCAUACUAAUUGUUAUUGAUGCUGGAGCUGGACCUUUCUCGGAACUUUGUCCACUUGUUUCCAACUUUAGGAAAGACAUACAGAAUUCUCUUUGUAAAGUAGUAUGGUUAGACAACCGAGUUAUGCGUCACACUAACUCAGAGCAAGAAGAAAAUAGGCCAACUCUUCCAUGCGAUCACAUUUUGUCAAAACCAUUUCAUGGUUCUCGUUUAUAUCAUGUGCUAGGACUUCUCCCUGAAUUUGGUGGUGCACACCAAUACAAGAUGAUAAGUGAGGCAGCUCAAGUGGUGCAAUAUUCCAUCGGCCCCAAUGCUUCGAAUGAGUUUACUACAACUGGUGUUCAUCUGGGAACUUCUUCACCUCCCCAACUACAGAAAAUAGUAAUACAUGAAUGCCAUGAAGAGAGCAGUGAGAAGCCCUUGAGUGGGAAGAAAGUUUUGGUUGUUGAAGAUAACCCAGUGCUAUCCAUGGUAGCAGUUGCUACUCUUUGUAAAAAUGGAGCAACAGUUGAAGUUUGUGAGAAUGGGCAAGAGGCGUUCGAUCAAGUCUGCAAAGCUUUACGUGAUCAAAGCAAGGAAGGACAUUCAAUGACUCUCCCGUAUGAUAUUAUAUUGAUGGAUUGUGAGAUGACAGUAAUGAGUGGAUUUGAAGCAACAAAACUGAUACGGGCAGAGGAGAAAGUCUAUGGUGUCCACAUUCCCAUCAUUGCUCUAACUGCUAAUCCACUGACUGAAGAAUCAAGCAAGACUAUAGAUGAUGUCGGAAUGGAUUCCCAUUUGACAAAGCCAUUACUAAUAGGCCAGUUGUUGAAUGUGAUUAAGUUGAUGGAGUGUAAAUGA
Ilex paraguariensis (yerba mate) is the source of this 3108-nucleotide messenger RNA. The record is from the annotation of a GenBank genome assembly. Lineage: Eukaryota; Viridiplantae; Streptophyta; Magnoliopsida; Aquifoliales; Aquifoliaceae.